Durusdinium trenchii is the source of this 2183-nucleotide messenger RNA. The record is from the annotation of a GenBank genome assembly. Lineage: Eukaryota; Dinophyceae; Suessiales; Symbiodiniaceae.
GUGUUCGCAGGAUCGUGCUUUUAUGACUGCCUCCAUAAGUCGGAAGCCAUGGAUUUUGUGGAUUUUGCUUUUGAUAAUCACGAAGCUGCUUCGUGGAGGUGCGUUUGGCUCUAUGUUUGGGACAAGGCAAAGUCACGCUGCGCUGCGGAAGCGGACGCUGUGCUGCGCCGAGAUGACCGAAUGGGAUUUUGACCUAAGGAAUCUGGAAUCAGUACUGCCAGCUGCGCAUACAGCAUGGGGUCGCCUGUUUGAAGCCCAUGCCACGCAAAAGCUUGGCACCAAGUAUUCUCCGGUGCUCGAGGCCUUUUCGGUAGACUUCCUCGGUGUAGACUUCCUCGGUGUAGCAGAUGGAUAUGAAGCUUGGGAAGACUUUGCCAAAGACCACAUGACGCACAUGCACAACAGCACCUGCGCAACACUACAGGCACCACAUUUCCUGAUUGCAGAAAUCGGGCUAACAACCCAAACCUUGGUGAAAAAAAUGAAAGACAAUGCAACAUCCCUCAGAUUGAUGGAGACGUUCGUCAGCACCAUGCGAUCCAAGAACUUUAGUGCCGGAAAAUGCUUGGUUUAUGACGGGGCGGAUGCAGAAGACUUCACAAAGACCAACUUGGCAAGGCAAUUCUUGGACGAAGGGGGAAUCUUGAUCAAUAUUCCGUACCUAUCGGCAGACACGGUCCUGGCAAAAUUGAAUGAAACCACAAAGCUUCGAGAGGAAUUGGAGGCAUUGCGGGCAGACCUGGAGCACUACCUGGAGCUUUCAGGAGAGGAAUUGCAGGCAUUGCGGGCAGACCUGAAGCUUUCAGGCACUACUGCCACACAGACCAAAGCUGUUUGGGUGAGGCAGCUCCAGAAGGACGACAGUGGUGGCUUUGAGUUUGCUGGCAAUGCUUUCCCAAUUGACCCAGUGCCCCAAAACAUUGCAUAUUUAAAAAAUGCCAUCAAGAAGGACAAGCCAAACAAAGUCCAAUGCGAUGCGGAUGAGAUCGACAUUUUUAGCCAACAGCAGGAUGGAAAGUGGAUUAAGGAAAAUGAAGAAGCGCUAGUCAAUCGUGGCACGUCCAAGCCCGGCACUUGGUGUUUUGUUUUCAUCAAGUUGAACGAUAAUUAUUUGCUGAGUCUUUGUUUGCAACCCGUGAUCUUGCUUAGCUUUGAGGACAGACUGUUAUGGUUUCUUGAUACCAUCAACAUAGGACGUGCCUUUCUCAGCUUUCUCAACCGUUCUGGAGUUGCAUGGUCAGGAAGUGUUGCUUUGUUGCUUGUUGGAUGAGGUUCUCGAAUCCCAUUUGAGCACAAUGACUAUAGACAGCGUCAACAAUUACAUGAUUUUACCUUCACUUCGAAAACCAAACAGCAGAACGUUGGAUACAAAUAUGUUAUUUCUUCUCUGUUUGCUCCUGGAUACCUAGAAACUAUUCUUACUUCUCCCGUUUUGUUUAACCUCGAGAAAGUUAUGUGCAAAAAAGAUCAGAAAGAGCAGAAAGAGAUUCUUUGUUUUCUCGAGGGUUGACUUUUCAGGACAGUAAAUCACCCAAGAGGACUUGACGUGCAAAGUCUCAGCUCUCAAAAUGUUAUCUCUGCAAAGUCUUUGAGCUGCUUUCUGCUCACGCUUCGGCUGAAGUGGCUCAUUUUCAGAGCAGUCUUAACCGCAAAUCACAGCUGCCACAAGAAACCAACAGCGUACCUUUUUCAAUGAGCGUUCAAUGGUCGUACGAUGUUUUUCUGUCGAAACUGUGCUCUCGGCUUGAAAUUCAUAGGAGACAAGUCAGCAUUGAAACAUUUGGAGUUUUAACCUAAAUUGGAGAAUUUGAACACUUUUCUAAUCGUGUUCGCCAGAAAAUGUUUCUCGUUUUUCUGGUCUCUCGCAACGUUGUGAGACUUUGAAAGGUAUACACCGCAAAAGGGGCUCUUCAAGGGUGCAAAGCAUUCGGUGCUGGUAGGCGAUCCUGUUGUCCUUCGCUCCAGGAGCACCUUCCUCUUUCUUGACUCAUCGGAAAUCAUUUCAAGGGAAACCAACAGAGCGCAGAAGCUUGCUCUUGACACAGCGGGAGUUGAUCGUUUUUGAUGUUUUAUGAUGUUUUAUGUUUGCAGCACGACCACCAAGGCCGCUUCGCGCGAUUCUCAAUAGAGUAUGGCCUGAACAACGUCACAACGUCUGUUUGAAAAGGUGUCGCAGCUGAGUG